Molecule: messenger RNA, 1332 nt
Organism: Halteromyces radiatus
Lineage: Eukaryota; Fungi; Mucoromycota; Mucoromycetes; Mucorales; Cunninghamellaceae
Exons: 8
Coding region: 1-1332 (443 amino acids)
Biological process (GO): regulation of actin filament polymerization
Cellular component (GO): actin filament; plasma membrane; cortical actin cytoskeleton
Molecular function (GO): actin filament binding
Source: RefSeq, a predicted model, not a curated record
AUGUGUGAUCUAUCAGACCCAAGAAUUACUCAAGCUUAUCAAGCCAUUAUUGAGGGUGAAGAAACUGAUUGGUUGAUAUUAGGUUAUAAUGAUACUCGAGAAGUCAUAUCUCUUUAUUCGAAAGGUACCAAUGGUUUAAAUGAAUUCCGAAGUCAACUUCAAGAAGAAAUUUUAUUUGGUUUUGUACGUGUGGAAGAUCGAUUUAUACUUAUUUCUUAUGUCCCAGAUCAAGUCAGUGGCGUACGAAGAGCAAGAACAUUGGUACAUAGUCGAUCCGUUGCUAGUUUAUUCCAAGUCCAUCAUGCACAACUAACAGCAUCAUCAUUAAAUGAUCUUAGUGAUGCCAAUAUCCGUACGCGUUUGAAACUAGGUGAAAAUCAAGUACCUAAUCGAUCUCGACCUCCUUCUUUAUCGGAACGCAAACGAUCAUCUCUUCAAGCACGUCGAAAAUCUCAACAACAACUUCAACCAGCUGAUCGUCCCUCAUUGCCAUCUUCUCCCACAACUAGCUCCUAUACUGCUGAACCUGAUACGUUUGAAGAAGCUCAAGAAGAAUUCAACACUCCGGAUCUGGAUACCAACCCCACUUCUUCUUCUGAUGUCACUCCUACAACUGGUAGUCAUGUGGAAUCAGAUAGUAUUCAUUAUGAUGAUCACCUCGAUGAUCAACAACAACGACAAUUUGGAUCAGAUGAUGUAUCUCAAAAACAAAUUGUGGAAGAUGAUCAUUUGAAACAACAACAAGAGGAGGAACAACGCCGUGCUGAAGCUGAAAAGAAACAACGACUUGCUGAACAACAACAACUUGCUGAACAACAACGUCUUGCAGAACAACAGCGUCUUGCAGAACAACAACGCAUUGUAGAACAACAACGUGCUGCCGAAGAGGAGAAAAAACGACGUGAAAAGGAACUAGCAGAACAACGUGAAUUGGAAGAGCAACAACGACAAGAAGCAGAAAGGCAAAGACAAGAAAAACAACGUCUCUUACAAAAACAGUUGCAACAAGCUGAAAAGUCAAAGGAUGUAAUCAUUCAAGGUUUUUCAAAUAUCCAACCAAGUGGCAGUCCGUUUUGGCGUCGUCGCUUUUUUGCUAUUCGUGGCAAGACCAUGGCUAUUUAUCGUGAUGAAACAGCAUUACAACCAAUUAUUAUCAUUGAUUUGAAUGCAAUCAACAAACUUCGCUGGGCGGAUAUGGAAAUAGAUACCUUUGUACCAAAUGCGUUUAUGAUCGAACUAAAGGAUAACACUACUUAUCAGAUCUUCGCUGAUCACCAACAAGAUGCUAACACUAUCUUCACUGCUCUUCAAACCGUACUUCGAUCCAAAUGA